UUGCGCCGCGAUCGUAGAGUGAAGCAGUUCAAGCUGCAUCUGGGCAAGAGACGUACGCAAAGUGCCUCGGAAGAUCUGGACAUCGGUCCCACACCUCUUGCAGCCACGAAGCCGGAUUACAAGCGGAGGUUUCAUCCAGUGACUUCCACCCUUUUCAUUCUCAGCUGCGGAUUGACGGCUUUCUUCGCGGUGUCGAUCGCGACUUUGAAGCUUUCCACGUUUCUUCGGGCAUACCUCACAUCCGAAGCGAGGAUUUGA
Cercospora beticola is the source of this 258-nucleotide messenger RNA. The record is from RefSeq and is a predicted model, not a curated record. Lineage: Eukaryota; Fungi; Ascomycota; Dothideomycetes; Mycosphaerellales; Mycosphaerellaceae.